Molecule: messenger RNA, 1509 nt
Organism: Aegilops tauschii subsp. strangulata
Lineage: Eukaryota; Viridiplantae; Streptophyta; Magnoliopsida; Poales; Poaceae
Source: RefSeq, a predicted model, not a curated record
GCUCCCGAUCCAGAUCCCUCCCGUCACCGCCACCCACCCCUCCCCACCUCAUAUCCUCUCCCCUCUCCCCACUCUCAGGUCCAACUGGCCCGAGAUGGAGGCCGUCGUGGACAUGGUCGCCACCACCGACCGCGAGUGGGGGUCCUGGUCCUCUCCCUUGUCCUCCUCGGCGGCGGCAUCUGGCUGAGCCACCGGGCCGCCACCACCGACUGCUAGCGGUUCCUGGAGCGGCCGGCCAUCACGCUGGAGGCGCCGCUCCUAGCGCUCUCCCUCGCGGGGCUCGCGGGGUCCCUCUGCCGCGUCUUCAUCGUCUUCUCCUUCGUCGUCACCAACCGCGUCCGGACCUCCCCCAAAGGCGAAUCGGCGAUGAGUUCCACCAGAGGCGUCGCUGGCCGCGGCAAGGCGAAGGCGACCAAGUCGGUGUCGCGGUCGUCCAAGGCCGGGCUCUAGUUCCCCGUCGGCGGCAUCGCGCUACCUCAAGGCCGGCAAGUACGCCGAGCGCGACGCCGACUUCCUUGUCUCUACUUCCCCUUCCCCUUCCCCGGUCCCGAUCCUCUCUCUACUUCCUUAUCUAAUCCCCUUUUUUUGGGUUGGAUUUGAACUGGCAGGCGACCUCCAUGGACGAUAUCGACAAGAUGACGAGGACGAGGAGGAGGACGACCAGGAUCUGCGUUCCCCCCUGAGAAAAUCGACGCUAGAUAUCCUCUGCUUCUGUCUGAUUGACCUCUGGCGGCGUCCGGCGGGAGUUCUUGGGCGGAGGAGGGAGCUUGGGUUCCGUCCAUCUGUUCGAUCCGAUGGGGGACGUGUCCACGAUUCAACGCCCAUCCGACAUUGUCCCCAAGGGUGAUCAGGUUGGGGGGCUGGUGUCGGCCGUAUGGACCAACGACACCCACAACAUGUACAUCAGCUCCAUGGAGGCGUCCUUCAUGCAGCAGCUCUAUGGCCAGCAGCAGCACCACCACCACGCCACUCCCGACAAGAGCAUGAUCCAUGUGGGUAGUGGCCAUGGGCUCAAGGUGCUCCAAGAGGGAGCGUUUGAUAACCCCAGGUCUGAGAAGAACGUGCCUCGCCUGCGUGAUGUUGGUGCACGAGGCCUGCCCGAGGAUCCGUGGGCGAGGCGUUUCAAGCCACGCGAUUCCGCUAUGAAUCGUCGUGGUGAUGGGGUUGGUUCUUCCGAUGGUGAAUCGGGCACCAAUCAGUUCAAGUGAUGGCUCCGAAGCAUGGAAGAGGAGUGAGCACUUGCGUCGGAGGAAAUCAUGUUGACAGAACCUCAAGUUGUUACACUUUUCAUCUUGUUUGCUGAUUGUUUCCUUCAGUGUAUGUUUUGUUCAGUUUGACAGAAGUUUAGAAUUGUUAUGCGGUGUUGGCUGGCUGUUAGUCUGAUAUUAAUUCAGAAGCAUUGAUUUUCCUUGGUAUAUGUUGUGUUCAGUUCUAGCAGAAGUUCAGAACUGUUAUGCGGUGUUGGCUGUUAGUGUGAUAUGAAUCUAUAAGUGUUGAUUUUCCUUGGUA